AUGGAACUUCUCAUUCACUUGACCACAGACAAAGACAUCCUCAGUCUUGGCCUGACCGCCAACGAUGAACCCUCAGGCUCCGAGAUUGCCUUCGCACUGAAGACAGGUCUAGAGUCACCAUAUCUUUUGCAUCAGCUGCUUGCAUUUUCCGCCCGCCAUAUGGCAUAUCUUCACCCCGAGCGCUCAGCUGCCUAUCUCCACCAAGCUGUCACACUCCAGACCCGAGCUGCAUCACUCUUCACUGCCGUUGGCACGGAAGUCAAUCAAUUCAACUGUGUCGCUGUUCUUCUUUUCUCGUCUAUCCUAGGCCACCAUCUUCUUGCGGACACACUUUCGAAACGAGAUCGGGGCGGUUUGCAUGAUUUCAUGACGAGCUAUGUACAGUUUGUCGAGAUGCAUAGGGUUAUCCACACGAUUGCCAUGACAGCGUGGCCGCAGUUGAUGGAGUCUGAGCUUGAGCCUAUUCUCUCGUGGAGCUCACAGUUUACUGCACGAUCUCCAAGGGGUCCUGAAUGUCAAAGAGCCAGGGGGCUGAUAAGUAGCUCGAAACUGCUAUCAGAAGAGGAAAAGAGGACAUGUUUGCUGGUUAUUGAUUAUCUGCAGGUUGGGUUUGAUGCAGUGUUGGCUGACGAGGAACAAGGGAACCGAUAUCAUAUGCUUUGCACAUGGCCUAUGCUGGGUUCACCCGAGUUCACCGCGUUGUUGGCCGCAAAAAGGCCAGAGGCUUUGGUAAUACUGGCAUAUUAUGCGUUGUUGCUUCACCAUGGGCGGCACCUAUGGCAAGUCCAGGACGCUGGAGCCUACAUGCUAGGGAUUAUCACUGCCUAUCUUGGCCCGCACUGGGAUCAUUGGCUUGAAUACCCGAGACAAAGGAUAAUUGAUGCCAGGUAA
Molecule: messenger RNA, 891 nt
Organism: Penicillium canescens
Lineage: Eukaryota; Fungi; Ascomycota; Eurotiomycetes; Eurotiales; Aspergillaceae
Exons: 1
Coding region: 1-891 (296 amino acids)
Biological process (GO): regulation of transcription by RNA polymerase II
Molecular function (GO): DNA-binding transcription activator activity, RNA polymerase II-specific
Source: RefSeq, a predicted model, not a curated record